UCCCACCUUCUGUCGAUGUACAGUGAUGAUCUGCCACUGAAAAUCAAGCGCCAUACAUACAACUGGUUGUUCCAAGAAACACUCGCGUUUAUUGAUUCUGGCGGUUAAUCUUCCCUUAUAUUCUUUUAGCAAAUCAUUUAUCGGGUUUUCAUCAGUUGAACCUCAAAACACAACCUGGGAAUACAGGUCAUUUGUAUUCAACACGACUGAGAAGCUGCGCGAAAGUACUGUCAACGUUCAGGAAAGAGGAGUAAAGAGGUUUAGAGCUUGCUAAAAUUCCUAAACACAAAGGAACCUCAAGGGUCUUCACUCAGCUGUAUUAAACACUGCCCUAAGGUUAUCUUCAAAACAUAAAUUUGGCGAUAAACCGAGCAGAAAUAUGGCAUUGGAGUUAAUAGUUCUCGCAGCACUGGUCAUUGCUGCUGCACUCUUGUUCAGCGUACUUUCACAUCGAAUGGAAAACCCAAAGUUACCUCCGGGUCCAGUUCCUCUCCCAGUCAUUGGCAACAUGCUUCAAAUGGGAACAAAACCGCAUCUUGGCCUAACAAAACUUGCAAUGAAGUUCGGCAAGAUAUUCCGACUUACUGUCGGCAUUCAUCGGAUAGUGGUUGUGAACACCAUCGAUGUUGCUCGUGAAGCGCUCGUGAAGAAGGCUAACGACUUUGCAGGCAGACCGCGACUUUAUACAGCAGGGCUCAUUUCCCGAGGUGGCAAAGACAUUGCAUUUAGCGACUUUACCCCCACAUGGAAAUUACAGAGAAAAAUAGCGCAUUCCGCGCUAAAAAUGUUUGGGCAAGGUAUCAAGCCCAUUGAGCAGAAAGUAUGUCAGGAGAUUAACGAACUCAUCAAUCGGUUUGAGUCGGUAGAGGGGCGCGCGCACGAUCCUCAACAUGACAUCAUCUUGGCCGUGAUUAACAUCAUUUGCGCAUUCGUGUUUGGUUCGCGCUAUGAUUUGGACGAUCCUGAGUUCUACACCAUUCUUCACUACAACGAGCAGUUUGUUCAAGGAUUCAGAGCUGGAAAUCUGGUUGACUAUUUCCCCUGGUUACGCCACUUCCCUAACAAGGGAUUAAAGCUCAUCAAGCAGGCUGUCAAAGACCGCGACACCAUCUUACAAAGGAAAUUUGAUGAGCAUAAGAAUACGUAUCAAGAUUGCGUGACGCGUGACCUCACUGAUGCCCUGAUUAAAGCCAUGCGCGAGUCACAAGCUGAAAAUCCCGGAAAGGUAUUACCAAUCUCCGAAGAUCACGUGGUUUUAACCAUGAACGAUAUCUUCAGCGCAGGACUGGAGACUACCUCGACGUGCGUACUUUGGGCACUUGCGUACUUAGCUCUGAAUCCAAAAGUUCAGGAGAAAAUCCACCAGGAAUUGGAUGACGUCAUUGGGAGGGAGCGCCUGCCUGAAAUGUCAGAUAAGCAGAACUUGCCAUAUUUGGAAGCCACCAUUUAUGAAGUAUUGCGUUACAGUUCACUGGUUCCGUUACUGUUUCCACACUCAACAACAGCUGAUACCAAUCUCAGUGGAUUUGAUAUUCCUCAGGACACUAUUGUGCUGUUCAAUGUCUGGGCUAUGCAUCACGAUGAGAAGGAAUGGGACAAACCACAUGUAUUUGACCCUUCGCGUUUUCUCGAUGACGAUGGCAAACUUAUUUGCCCUGGAACUCUGAGUUAUCUGCCCUUCUCAGCUGGACGACGGGUGUGUCUGGCCGAAUCACUCGGGAAAAUUCAACUUUUCCUGUUCAUCUCUCACUUGUUACACAAAUUUCGAUUCAGUGUUCCACACGAAUCAAAGGCGCCGGAUUUGGAAGGAAUCUUUGGUGCCAGCCUAUGCCCCAAGCCAUACAGUCUAUGUAUUGAGAGACGCUACUAGAUUGACUGGCUCUAUCUGAAUGUGAAUCAGCGUUAACAUUCUGAUUACAAAUUCAGAUGGUUCUUGAUACCGUCUGAACGUCAAUGAUAGAACGCUUGAUCAGUAACAGACAAUCUGUGCUAACCAGGAACGACUCAAUAAUUUGUCACGGUAUUUAUAUAGCUUAGAGUGACACUAUCGAUACGGCUAGUAACGGGAAUUUUCCUAAUAGAAGUCCAUAUGGAUCUAAAUAAUGAACAUCUCUGGUCAAACACUUGAUGAGUACGUCGAGCACUUGAUCAGUCGAACACUUGAUCAGUCG
Molecule: messenger RNA, 2171 nt
Organism: Stylophora pistillata
Lineage: Eukaryota; Metazoa; Cnidaria; Anthozoa; Scleractinia; Pocilloporidae
Product: steroid 17-alpha-hydroxylase/17,20 lyase
Biological process (GO): hormone biosynthetic process; progesterone metabolic process
Molecular function (GO): steroid 17-alpha-monooxygenase activity; heme binding; iron ion binding
Source: RefSeq, a predicted model, not a curated record